CGGGAAGGAUGGGGCUGUGCGCUGUGUGUGGGGUGCCGCUUCUCAUCCUCAUCAUCGGGGCUGCUGUGUGCCUGGCUGCCUGUCCCUGCUCCGAUCCGGCUCUCUGUCAGCCCAUCCAACACUCCCGGGACUUCGAGGUCUAUACCUUCCAUGUUCGCGGCAAAAACUGGAAACACUAUGACUGGUCUGUGGUGACCACGGUGGCUUUAUUUGGAUCUUAUGACCCCGGACUGAUGUGCUUUGCACACUCCAAAGGAGCAAGAUUUGUGCUAAAGGGCAAUGUAUCAGUGAAGGAAAUUGUAGACCCAAAGAAGAGAGCUGCCUGGAUUGCAGAGAAGGUGAAGCUGGCCAAGACUCAGUACAUGGAUGGGAUCAAUUUGGACAUCGAGCAGCCAGUAUUUCCACAUACACCCGAGUAUUACGCUCUUACAGAUCUGGUGAAGGAAACCACAGAGGCCUUUCACAAAGAAAUCCCUGGAUCUCAGGUGACAUUCGAUGUUGCGUGGUCCCCCAAAUGUGUGGAUAUCCGUUGCUAUAACUAUUCUGCCAUAGCGGAGCUGUCUGACUUUGUGUUUGUAAUGUCCUACGAUGAACAAUCUCAGAUCUGGGAUGAAUGUAUUGCUGGAGCCAAUGCGCCAUUCAACCAAACCAUAACCGGUUAUGAGCAGUUCAUUGAUAUGGGAAUUGACCCUAAGAAGCUUGUAAUGGGCGUCCCGUGGUAUGGUUAUGAUUACGUCUGCCUCAACCUAACAGAGGAUAACAAGUGUGAUUUGGAGAAACGUCCAUUCCAAGGUGCUCCAUGCAGUGACGCAGUAGGCCGCCAAGUAGCCUAUGGGAAAAUUAUGAAGCAGGUGAACAGUUCUCUGACAGGGCGGUUAUGGAAUGAUGAGCAGAAGGCUCCUUUUUAUAAUUAUAAGGACACGGCGGGGAAAGACCCAUCAGGUGUGGUACGACGACCCAGAGAGUAUAACACUGAAGGCAGCCUACGUCAAGAAGCUCGGCCUCCGAGGGAUUGGGAUGUGGAAUGGAGACCUCUUGGAUUAUUCUCAUGUUCCAGUAGCCCAGCAACAAACCAAGGCCAUGUGGAAGGCUUUAGUACCAUA
This is a messenger RNA of Staurois parvus, 1103 nucleotides long. The record is from the annotation of a GenBank genome assembly. Lineage: Eukaryota; Metazoa; Chordata; Amphibia; Anura; Ranidae.